AUGAGCGAAGUAUCCUCCACCCGUCUCUAUCUCGGCAAUCUGCCCCGUAAUGGUAUGCUGCUGGUCUUACUCCAUCCCAUCUCCGUCACCGUCAUCGUCUCCCUGUCUUUCAAUAAACAGGACAUCGAAGAGCAUUUCGGCUCCCACGGUACCGGAAAGAUUACUGAGAUCAAGCUGAUGCAAGGCUUUGGCUUUAUCGAAUACGAGGAUGCUAUGGAUGCAAAAGAUGUCGUUCCUGGUGAGGACACCUCCGUGGUCGCGUUUACUUUCCUGGAUUUCUUUUUUUUGUGCUUUUCCCUUUUUUCUGUUUACUCCAUGGACGACGCCUUGCUAAUAAUGGGACCCGUUUUGAUUCUGCCUUCCAAUGGUACCGACUUCAAAGGUGAAAGGCUCACGGUGCAGUUUGCGCGUGGGCCACGGCGUAGAGAGCCAUUCCCUGGGCCUCCCGAACGGUCUACUGCUCCUCGUCCACGACGAACCAUAUACCGUAUGCAGAUAACUGGAUUGCCCGAAACCAGUUGGCAGGAUCUCAAGGAUUUCGCCCGCCAGUCAGGACUCGACGUCGUCUAUUCUGAAACUCGUGACCGUGACGGGAAAGGAUUUGUUGAAUUCGAGAAUGGCAACGAUCUCCGGACCGCCGUCGAGAAAUUGGAUGGCACUGACUUCAAAGGCUCCCGAGUGACCUGCACUGCGGACAUCCAACCACCCAUGGAGGACCGUGUGCCCAAGGAUCCAUACCGUUCUCGUUCCCCUCGUCGUGGCCCUCCAUACCCACCAGCUGAGGACUAUGACAGACGCGGCCCUCCCAGGGGCUACAGCCCCCGUGGCCACUAUCGUGAGCGCUCCCCUCACGGAGGCCGUGACUACUAUGAUCGUGAUGGCUAUGGCCGUCGCUCGCCCCCUCGUGCGCGUGUAGAUGACUACCCGCCACCCCGCCGACCAUACGAUGACCCGUAUGAGAUGCGCAGUGGUGGUCCUCCUCGUCACUAUGACGAUCCGUACAUGCCUCGUGGGGCUCCGUUUGGAGGUCGGCCACGUAGCCCUCCUCGUGGGGAUUAUGGAGGUUAUGAGCGCCGGGGCGGAUACUGGUAGACUACUCUCUUCCUUUACCUCCAGUUCUGCUUUU
Microsporum canis CBS 113480 is the source of this 1126-nucleotide messenger RNA. RefSeq names its product pre-mRNA splicing factor. Gene Ontology annotation, molecular function: mRNA binding. The record is from RefSeq and is a predicted model, not a curated record. Gene Ontology annotation, cellular component: ribonucleoprotein complex; cytoplasm; nucleus. The transcript is spliced from 6 exons. NCBI's taxonomy places the organism in Eukaryota, Fungi, Ascomycota, Eurotiomycetes, Onygenales, Arthrodermataceae. Bases 1 to 1092 code for a protein of 363 amino acids.